GUUCCCCAUUUGCCUCGUCGCCCACCGCCCCAUUAGCGCCGCCCUCCCUUAUCCGACCCAACGCCGCCGCCGCCGCCGCAUAGACCUCGCCGGCGCCUCUGCGCCGCCCCGUGGCCUCCGGAGGUGCUAUUCGCGCGCGAUCCGCCGCUGCGUCCGUCGCUCUGGCAUCGAUUCGGCGGCGCUGGGAGCUGUAGAAGCGAGUUGGUUGGAGAUCAGAAACAGGCUACCCAACUUGAAGAUGGCACUGCGACGGGCUCUAGGAUGGUCGGAAGGGGAGGUUAUGCGACCAGAGUCAAAGCCCUGCUCCCGGUUAAUGCGGCAGACUGCGGGCAUCUUCUCCGUCGGUGGUGGUCUGGCUUUCUGGGUGCUCUGCCGCCUUCACUAUGGUCCAAGAAUCACUGUUCCAAGGAGUCUCAGAUGGGCGUCAUGCGGAGCAGUCUCUAUGAGCGCGACAUCAGCAUUGCUUGUGCGGCUCUUUAGCCCAGAGUGUGAGCCUCAAAACAUAGCUGCCUUCGACAAACCUGAACUAAAGGCCCAAUAGCAUAACCGAAAACUGGUGUUAAUCUACCAAGACCCAUGCAAGUUUUUGUUAAUCUGCCAAGAUCUAUCCAAGUUUCUGUCCUUGUAAUGAUCCAGGCAGUUCCUGUAAGAUACUUUUGCGUGGUACAACCCGCCAUUAAUUGUUUGUUUGGGAUUGCUACAGGUUUCAGUUUCAGCAUGGAAGAUGUGGUUUAUAAUAUAAAUCUAAAUAGUUUAA
Molecule: messenger RNA, 757 nt
Organism: Zea mays
Lineage: Eukaryota; Viridiplantae; Streptophyta; Magnoliopsida; Poales; Poaceae
Source: RefSeq, marked validated